AUGGACAUUGUAGCGUGUGAUGUGGUCAACCCGGACGAUAUUGAUGUCAAAUUCGAGUCUAUUGGGGGAUUGGAUUCCAUUAAGCAACAACUCUAUGAAUUGGUCAUUCUUCCACUACGAAGACCUGAACUUUUUUCUAGUGGAAAGCUUCUGUGUCCUCAAAAAGGUGUUUUGCUAUAUGGGCCACCCGGCACCGGGAAGACAAUGCUUGCGAAAGCAAUCGCAAAAGAAUCCGGAGCUGUUUUUAUUAACGUGAGAGUAUCCAACCUUAUGAGCAAAUAUUUUGGGGAUGCACAGAAAUUGGUGACUGCUGUAUUCACUUUGGCGUACAAACUCCAGCCAGCUAUAAUUUUCAUUGAUGAAGUGGACAGCUUUCUCGGCCAAUGCAAGUCCACUGACCAUGAAGUAAUGGCUAACAUGAAGACCGAGUUUAUGGCUUUGUGGGAUGGGUUCACGACUGACAAGCAUGCUCGGGUUAUGGUACUUGCUGCCACUAAUCGUCCAUCAGAACUUGAUGAGGCAAUUUUGAGACGUUUUCCUCAGGCCUUUGAAAUUGGGUUCCCAAAUUGCAUGGAGAGGGCUGCAAUCUUAAGAGUGAUACUAAAUGACGAAAAAGUUGAAGAUGAUAUCGAUUAUGACUAUUUAGCUGGUUUAUGUGAUAGGUGCACUGGUUCUGAUCUUCUCGAGCUCUGCAAGAAGGCUGCUUAUUUCCCAAUCAGGGAGAUGCUUAAUUAUGAGAAAAAUGAAAAUCCAUCUCAGAAGCCAAGGCCAUUGUCACAGUUGGAUAUAGAGAAAGUAAUUGCUACAACCAAAGGAACAAGGGCUGCAGCAAAUGAAUACAGCUGCCGAUCAAACUCGCAUUUUUUUGAAAGCUCUUGUCAGACAGAAUCAGACGAUUAUCAGGAUUAG
Molecule: messenger RNA, 909 nt
Organism: Striga hermonthica
Lineage: Eukaryota; Viridiplantae; Streptophyta; Magnoliopsida; Lamiales; Orobanchaceae
Source: the annotation of a GenBank genome assembly